Acyrthosiphon pisum (pea aphid) is the source of this 1608-nucleotide messenger RNA. RefSeq names its product KICSTOR complex protein C12orf66. Gene Ontology annotation, biological process: cellular response to glucose starvation; negative regulation of TORC1 signaling; cellular response to amino acid starvation. Gene Ontology annotation, cellular component: KICSTOR complex. The record is from RefSeq and is a predicted model, not a curated record. The coding region runs from base 347 to 1582 and encodes 411 amino acids. NCBI's taxonomy places the organism in Eukaryota, Metazoa, Arthropoda, Insecta, Hemiptera, Aphididae. The transcript has 9 exons.
GUUAUCAUUACAAAUUUUCUCUUGCGCAAAUAGUAGAUUUUUAUAGUUCGGAAGGUUCUGUGCGGGAACUUCUGUUCUGAGCUCACGAUGUACUGUUUACAUUUUACAUAUUGUGUAUUCACUACAUUGUGGUUGAAUUAUAAAUUGUUUCUACCGUGUUAAAGACACAAGUUCUAAUAUUAUGAUUAAUAUUAACAUUAAUAUUAUUCCCAUAUGAACCAGCUGACGCAUGUCCGUGUACAGACGGAUAAACAUUUUAUUAUCGAGAUUAUAUAAUCGCUUAUCAGUUUCAAAAACACGUGUGAUACUAUAAAAUUAAAAAAACAAAAGUUUUGAAUAGGUAAACAUGGCAAAGUCUCAAGAAGAAAUCGUUCGUAUAUUUUUUAACCAUUUAUCAAGAUCCAGUUAUGAUGAUGCAAAAGUGUUUAUGGAGAAACAGCGUUUAGUAUACUUAAACAAUGCUUGGCCCAAGGCAAUGUUUGAUAUUCUAUGUGAUUUUGCUUUGGCAGAAAAGAACUACUAUGAUACCAAUUUUGAACCUUCAAAAAAUAAAAUAGUUGAGCGAAAGGAAAACGAGAACUAUCUGGACUUUGUGUACAAGACCUUGUUUCAAGACCUCGAAAAACUCCAGACUGAGGUUGAAGAUAACUAUGUUACAAAAUUUAUGACUACGCUUCUACAGUUUAUAUCCGUUAGACUCCAACUUCUUGAACUAUAUGAUAAAUUAUAUGAAAUUGGAACAUUGAACAGUUGGAUUAAUUUUAGUGAGCUAUCCGAAACUGUUGAAAAUAUUCAGAAUGAUCUUAUCAAUUUUUCACCUGUUGAUCAAGUAUUAAGGAUUGUACGAUAUGAGCUGGAUUGCAUUCGACAUUUAUUCAAGUGUCAUGAACAUUUAGGGGAUUGGUCAUAUUUUAAUUCAUUGAUUAGCUUAAAAGAAAGUAGUGAUGCAUUUAUCGUUUGGGAAAAAUGUUAUCAAAACCAAGAGGGUUGGAGAUUUAGCUCAUUGUUUAAGAGCAAAAGUACGUUACCUCCAUUGCUUUUAUGGUUCCAAAGAUUCAAACACAUGACAAUUUCUAAAUAUAUGUUGUAUUUUUAUGGAAUUCUUAUACGACAAUCAUCAUUGCGUGAAGUGAAAAAUACAUGUGAAAUCAAAAAUUUACAUUUUUUCACAAAGAUGCAACAAUUAAAGCAGAAGGCAGAGGCUUUAUCUGCAAUAUUGGUGUAUGAAACUCCCGAUUAUCCUUCUGAUAACGACUCUUGUAAUGAGGGUUCACCUACCCCACCUAUAACUAAAAUGGAUCCAUAUUUUAAGUAUAAAGUUAUGAUCAGUUAUCCAAAGGUCCCAGUUAAAUUUGAUGUGGUAGAAAAGAUAAGAAUUAAUGAAGAAGAAAACUCAGUAAAUAAAAUAGAAAUGAUUACAGAUGAAAAUAUCACUUAUAUGUUAAUGAGAGUAGACUUGAAAGUAAUUUUUAUCAUGUGUUUUGAUGGCAAACCAAAAAAUGAAGAAAGAGAGAAAGCAAGCAUAUUAGAAUUUGUUUCAAUGCUUCGAUGUCAUAGAUAUUUUACUUCUGUUAAUAGAUAAAUAUACUUAUAAAAGAUUACCUUUAA